CUCAAAGCCCUCUUGUUGCGGGCACGAUACCUCUUCGCUCCUGGCAAGACCUUUCCCUUCAGCCAUGGCCGCCCCUCCAGGCCUGACAAUGCCGUCUUACCCUCCCUCGCACACGUCUUCUCCCAGCCGGCAUAUCUCGACAUACUCCUCCUCUAGCGCAGCCCUCGGCACGACAACGCCCACCGGCGCCUCUACCGCAUCGACCCUGCGCUAUCCGUCAACUCGCAAAACCAUAUACGACCGCAAUCUUAAUCGCUCGCGCAAUGCCGAACUCUCCCGCGCCAGUUUCGCAUACCUAUUCAUGGAGAUGGUCUCAUAUGCGCACCGCCGCGUCAAGGGCAUCCAGGACUUUGAGAAGAGGUUGAAUGAGCAGGGAUACCCUCUGGGCCUCAAACUCUUGGACUUGCUCCUCUAUCGGUCGACGCCAGCGGGGAGUUCUUCAAGCUCGUCUAGCACUUCCACUAGCGGAGUGGCUAACCGACCGUUGAGGUUGUUGCCCUUAUUGACCCUUCUCACAACAAAACUAUAUCCAUUGCUCUUCUCCCGGCCAGCGGACUCAUUGGAACAGUCCACAACCAAUCCCGGAGAGUACAUGAUUAUCGACAACACGCCGUUGACGAACCAGUACAUCUCGGUGCCCAAGGAGAUGAGCCAGCUCAGUGUGGCCGCGUACAUCGCGGGGAUUAUUGAGGGCGUGUGCGACGGGGCGGGGUUCGAGUGCAAGGCUUCGGCGCAUAACACGGGGACGGAUGUGUGGCCGAGCCGCACGGUUUUCUUGAUCAAGUUUGAGGAAAGUGUGCUAGAGAGGGAGAGAGAGUUGGAAAGGCAGGGUAUCAAAUGAAAGGUAGCAGAGAGGGCACGACAAACAAUGGUCUGAAGUCAGCAGCUUGCGUCGGGGGUCCUUGGCGAUGCCUACAGGGUGGCGGCACCGGAGUAUGGGGUCAUGACAGAGCUAUGUGCGGAUUUCAUGUCUCUUCUUCCGCAGGCACUGUAUGCCACAUAUUUGGCUAUGAUAUGUCUUCAACCGACCGAGUACCCUUUGGAGCUUCAGAACAUCCUUUACGGCACAGCGGAGAUAGCGCAUCAUGCAUCAGAGACAGAUUCUUGUCGGAAACCCCUGGGACAGUUAACAGCAAGCCGACCACAUGGCUGACUAUCAUCACUCCGCCAAUUUUCUGGCUGUUUGUCGUCAAACAAUGACUUCCAGGCUGAUCACGGAGUGCGCUACUUCCAGGAUUUACCGAAAAUGGUAGGGAUUCUGCUUGAUACACGGCAUGGGAGGACGACAUCUACAUUUCGAUUGGGAACCGGGCAAAUCUGAGCGAUCCUAAGUGAUUGCAAUGGUGAUAGCUCAUGAGGUUCAUCAUCACAACGAUAGUUGGCUGCGCUAUCGAUGAGCGUCCUCAAGUUAAUCUUUUGCGCAUGUGUCGGAGGAUGAUGCGUGAGCGCGCGGAAUCAUGAGACUGAGACUAUGGGACGACGAAAUGGUGAGGUGUUUUCGCUUGGCCGUGUUGCUUUCCACUAUGCACGCGGCAGACCGAACCUCGACAGGAUUUGACUGCCCUUCUGGCAGUAAUGGAUGACGGGCGCGGAUGUGUUAUGAGACGGCGACUUUGUGGCGCCCGGCAUGGAAGGAGAUGCUUUGGAGGUGAAGUGAUGUCCGGUGGCCAACCCUAGAUCGAACGCUUCCGUGCUGGUAUGAGGGAGCAUAUGAGGGCCAUGGCAAAUGGAGGUGCUGUUAGCUGCGCCCUGCUGGAGCGGAUGUCCCAAUUUACUUCUACCUCGAUUCUGCUUUCGAGAUGACCGCCGCGAAUCUUCAUCAGGUACCAGCAUAGCUAGCAACCUACCUAGGCACUCAAGGCUACCUAAGGUAGGUUAUGUAUCAUGGGUUGCGAGCUGGUCUUCGGGAUAUCCUAUCGCUACUAUUACCGUGUGGGUCAUGAGUUAGAUAGAAGGUCUAGUAUGACCUGAGCUCUUCCCUUG
Molecule: messenger RNA, 1983 nt
Organism: Exophiala xenobiotica
Lineage: Eukaryota; Fungi; Ascomycota; Eurotiomycetes; Chaetothyriales; Herpotrichiellaceae
Exons: 1
Coding region: 65-841 (258 amino acids)
Biological process (GO): endoplasmic reticulum to Golgi vesicle-mediated transport
Cellular component (GO): TRAPPI protein complex; TRAPPIII protein complex; TRAPPII protein complex
Source: RefSeq, a predicted model, not a curated record